Messenger RNA from Erythranthe guttata (spotted monkey flower), 1525 nucleotides. RefSeq names its product HXXXD-type acyl-transferase family protein. Lineage: Eukaryota; Viridiplantae; Streptophyta; Magnoliopsida; Lamiales; Phrymaceae. The record is from RefSeq and is a predicted model, not a curated record.
UAUGUAUGUAUAUCUAUUCGUCACAAGAUAUAUCAGCAAAAAUAAAAAUAAUGUCGAGUAGGUGUUGUGUGCAUGUAAAAGAAGCGGUUGUGAUCGGUCCAUGUAAGCCAACGCCAAAUCACAUUCUCCAACUCUCUGCGUUAGAUUCACAGCUCUUCGUUCGUUUUACCUUUGAAUAUUUACUUGUCUACAAACCCCGCUGUGGGAGUUUUGAUAAAGCUACCGUCACAGACAAUGUCAAGUCUGCAUUGGGCCGGGCCCUUGUCCCUUACUACCCACUCGCCGGUCGGGUGAGAGCCCGGCCCGACGGUUCCGGUCUGGAGGUCGUCUGCCGAGGCCAAGGCGCCGUCUUCAUAUCCGCGGUUUCAGACUCCACCGCCGCCUCCGAUUUCGAUGGUGCGCCGUGCCGCAGGGCAAUGUGGAGGAAGUUCUUGUCCUUCCACGUGGCCGAUGUCCUCAAGGGUGGCCCACCGCUCGUGGUUCAGCUGACUUGGCUUUCCGACGGCGGCGCCACGCUGGCUGUUGGAUUCAACCACUGCUUGUGCGACGGCGUUGGUAGUGGUGAGUUCCUCAACUCGUUCGCGGAUUUGGCCAUCGGUAAGCAAGGACUCGUUGGGUUGGAUCCGAAACCAAUCUCGGGUCGUCAUCUACUUGACCCGAUUUCGUCCUUCUGUGUUAGUCGUGAUGAUAACUCACUGAGUCACCCUGAGUUCAGGAGCGUCCCCGAUGUUUCUGGAUUUGCAUCCCGUUUUGUUCGAGAACGGCUGAUGCCAACUUCUGUCAUCUUCGAACAAAAUGAGUUGGACGGGUUGAAGAAGUUGACUCGGGUGGCAACAUUUACGUCGUUCGAGAUUCUGGCGGCGCACGUUUGGAGGAGCUGGGCCAGAGGUUUGAACUUGCCGUCCGACCAAAUCGUGAAACUCGUCUUCAGCGUGAACAUACGGCAGCGAGUCAACUCGCGCCUGCCGAGCGGGUACUACGGGAACGCGUUCGUUCUGGGAUGCGCGGAGGCCCGCGCCGGGGAAUUGGCCGGAAAGGGUCUGCGGCACGCGGCGGAGCUUGUGAAGGGGGCUAAAGAAAGAGUUGGGGACGAGUACGUGAGGGAGGUGGUGGAGUUGGUGAGCUGGAACCGGGCGAGUGUGGACUCGGUGGGGGUGCUGAUCAUGACUCAGUGGUCAAGGCUGGGGCUGGAGAGCGUUGACUUUGGAAUCGGGAGGCCGGUUCAGGUGGGCCCGGUUUGCUGUGAUAAGUACUGCGUAGUGUUGCCGGUUUGCGGUGUAGCGGGUGCGUUCAAAGUCAACCUGGCGGUCCCGUCAACUGCCGUUGACCAGUACUUGCACUACUUGAGAAAUGCUGCUGCCUAGCUAGUUUUCAUUUUUGUAUUUUUUUUUCUCUCUUUUUUAGUUUGAUGAAAAGUCUCCUACUUAAGUAUUAACUAUUAAUGUAACACUACCUAAAAAUGCAAUUUUUAAGGGUAAUAUUGUAACGAUAUUCAUCUUUUUUUCUAAAUCAUUAUUUUAAGUCU